Molecule: messenger RNA, 1093 nt
Organism: Spea bombifrons (plains spadefoot toad)
Lineage: Eukaryota; Metazoa; Chordata; Amphibia; Anura; Pelobatidae
Gene: RRH
Product: retinal pigment epithelium-derived rhodopsin homolog
Exons: 7
Coding region: 1-1035 (344 amino acids)
Biological process (GO): G protein-coupled receptor signaling pathway; visual perception
Cellular component (GO): membrane; photoreceptor outer segment
Molecular function (GO): G protein-coupled receptor activity
Source: RefSeq, a predicted model, not a curated record
AUGGAUAAAACCUCAGAUUAUUUUACAGUCUUGCCUCUUGGAUAUAGCGUACCAAACGUUUCUCUCGCCUCCACGGAAGGCCAUUCUGUUUUUUCCCAGAAGGAGCAUAAUAUAGUAGCAGCCUAUCUGAUCACUGCAGGUGUAAUAAGCCUUUUGAGCAACAUUAUUGUACUUGGAAUCUUUGUCAAAUACAAGGAACUGCGCACAGCAACCAAUGCGAUCAUCAUUAACUUGGCCUUCACCGACAUUGGUGUCAGCGGGAUCGGGUAUCCAAUGUCGGCUGCCUCCGACAUACAUGGAAGUUGGAAAUUUGGAAACACGGGAUGCCAGAUAUAUGCUGGCCUGAACAUAUUCUUUGGAAUGGCAAGUAUAGGACUUCUGACUGUUGUUGCCAUUGAUCGAUAUUUGACAAUCUGUAGGCCUGACAUAGGAAGAAGAAUUACAGCCUGUCACUACACCGCUAUGAUCCUUGCUGCCUGGAUAAAUGCAGUAUUCUGGUCAGUGAUGCCCAUAGUGGGGUGGGCAAGUUACGCUCCAGAUCCCACUGGAGCUACAUGUACCAUUAACUGGAGGAAAAAUGAUGCAUCAUUUGUGUCAUACACCAUGACCGUGGUUGGAGUAAAUUUUGUGAUCCCUCUGAUGGUGAUGUUUUACUGUUAUUAUAAUGUGUCCAGGACCAUGAAAGGCUAUGAUAGCAGAAAUAGCCUUGGGGGCUCCAACGUAGACUGGUCCGAUCAAGCUGAUGUAACCAAGAUGUCUGUAGUGAUGAUUGUGAUGUUCCUGGUGGCUUGGUCUCCUUAUUCUAUAGUUUGCUUAUGGUCUUCAUUUGGGGAUCCCAGACAAAUCUCUCCAGCCAUGGCAAUAAUAGCACCUCUGUUUGCCAAAUCCUCAACUUUCUACAAUCCUUGCAUUUACGUAAUUGCAAAUAAAAAGUUCAGAAGAGCAAUAUUAUCCAUGGUGCAGUGCAAGGCACGACAGGAAGUAACUCUUGAUAACCACUUCCCAAUGAGUGUCUCCCAAAGCACUCUGGCAUAGGGAUGACACCCUUAUACUCUGUGCCUUCAUAUGCCAAUAAACAAGUGACAAUGUUUAA